This is a messenger RNA of Cuscuta campestris, 3119 nucleotides long. The record is from the annotation of a GenBank genome assembly. Lineage: Eukaryota; Viridiplantae; Streptophyta; Magnoliopsida; Solanales; Convolvulaceae.
ACCUGGUUUUGUGCUCCGAUCAACGACCAAACGAGCUCCGAUCGGGAUGAAAUUUUAGUAUGUUGUUCCUGACCUCUCGAUGUCGGUAAAAUCGCCUUUGUUUACUGCUGCGUUUUUAUUGGGGUUUUCUCACUUUUGAGUGAAGAUUAUUGUUGUUUGGUGUUCCAAGUUAUUACUUGAUGAUUGUGUGUACCUCUAAUUGAUUUAGAGAGGAUUCUUGGUGUACCCACUGAUUUUCUUGGUGAUUAGUGGAAGGCUUCGUGGUUUUCUUCCCGAUUUGGGGUUUCCACGUUAAAUCUUGGUGUUCGUUUAUCGCUUGAUUGAUUGCUUGUNUGUUUACUGCUGCGUUUUUAUUGGGGUUUUCUCACUUUUGAGUGAAGAUUAUUGUUGUUUGGUGUUCCAAGUUAUUACUUGAUGAUUGUGUGUACCUCUAAUUGAUUUAGAGAGGAUUCUUGGUGUACCCACUGAUUUUCUUGGUGAUUAGUGGAAGGCUUCGUGGUUUUCUUCCCGAUUUGGGGUUUCCACGUUAAAUCUUGGUGUUCGUUUAUCGCUUGAUUGAUUGCUUGUUGUUGUGUUUGCUAUUCUUGAUUGGUCAUAUGAUUUUGCCCAUUUUGACAACACAAAGACGGGAAAAUUAUUAAUUGCUUCCGCUAGAAAAUUGAGGUGAUUUUCCCAACAAUUGGUAUCAGAGCUUGAGUCAUAAUUUGUGGGUGAUUUUCUUGUGUUGUUAAAAUGGAGGAUAAAGCUGUUUUUGGGGGAAUGAUUAAAUUAAACUCCUCCAAUUAUCAAAGUUGGAAACCCAGGAUGGAAGAUAUUUUAUAUAUUAAGGAUUUGCAUGAACCGAUCCUGAAUAAAGAGAUGCCAAGCGGUAAACAAGAAGGUACUUGGAAAUUGCUUAAUCGGAAAACUGUGGGAAUGAUUAGGCAAUUUAUUGAUGAUAGUGUGUUUCAGCAUAUUGCUAAUGAUACCAACGCCUAUGAACUAUGGGAGAAACUCAAAUGCAUGUACGAGAGAGAAAAUGCCUUGAAUAAAGCCUCUAUUAUGAGAAGACUUGUGAAACUUGAUUACAGGGAUGGGCAUAGUGUGGUAGAGCAUUUGAAUGAUUUUCAGGGACUGAUUAACCAGUUGUCUUCAUUGAAAUUGGUUUUAGAUGAUGAAUUGCAGACGUUGUUGCUCCUCAGCUCGUUGCCAGAAAGCUGGGAGACCUUGGUUGUAUCACUUAGCAAUUCUGCUCCAGAGGGUAAGCUCACAAUGGAUGUUGUGAAGUCGAGUCUGCUAAACGAAGAAGCUAGGAGAAGAGAUCUGGGUUCCUCCAGCUAUUCAGAUCAGGCUCAGGUUGCUCAGAUAGAGGGUCGUGGAAGACACAGACAUAGGGACUUUGAAUCCAGGGGGAGAUCUAAAUCAAGAAGCGAAGUGAAAUGCUUCUAUUGUGAUAAACCGGGUCAUAAGAUAUCUCAGUGCAGGAAGAUGAAGCGAGAUAAAGCCCAGCAGAAAGAGGAAAAUGGUCAGACUUCUGAGAAGAAAGAGGAGAAAGACACAGCAGCCCUUGCAGAUGCGGAUGAUUUAUUCUUCGUGUUUGAUGACACUAACUUUGAUGUUGCUUUUCAGGAUUGCACUUGGAUUAUUGAUUCGGGUGCCUCAUGUCAUCUCACACCUCAUCGGGAGUUCUUCUCAUCUUACACUAGCGGUGAUUUUGGCUAUGUCAAGAUGGGGAAGGGUGACAAAUCAUCUAAGAUUAUUGGGAUGGGCACUGUUUGUUUGAAGACCAACACUGGUUGCAGGUUGACCCUCAGAGAUGUCAGACAUGUUCCAGAGUUUCGGUCCAACCUCAUUUCAGCUGGAGGACUUGAUGGAGAUGGUUAUGUUAGCCGCCUUGGUGAAGGAAACUGGAAGCUCACCAAAGGUUCUUUGAUCGUGGCCCGAGGUAUAAUAGAGAAUAGGAUUUACGUGAUGCAAGCAAAGAUGUGCAGAGGAGAUCAGAAUACUGCGCCCUCCACGGAGACAUCGCACAAGAGGCUUGGUCACAUGCUUGAGAGUUGUCAGAAUAUCCUCCCUGAAGGUGAUAUUCCUUUUCUUACCAUACAUUCAGAUUAUAGGGGAGAAGAUGGAGAAAAAUGUUGUGGUGAUGAUGUUGCUCGUGAUGGUGAUGUACUUGAGCCACCUCAUUCCGAGCAUGGAGUUCCGCCACAGAGGGAUCCUCAAAUGGGUAUAUUUGAGAGAGAUUACUAUCGGGAUGAAGUGAAGAAGGUGCACCAAAGUGAAUGGUUUCAAGCCAAGCGAGAUGGGGUUAUAUGCUUGCUUGAAGGACGUGGUCAUUCCCUGGUAAAGUUGCAUGGAAGCAAGCGAGCACCCAAGAGCAAUCAGGUGUUCAAGUUGAAGAGAAGAGAGCGUUGCUCACAACCUACGGACUUGGCGCAGUUGGUUGUGAAAGGUUUGUAUGAUAUUUAUCAUCAUUAUGUUUUACCCCGCAUGUAGGAGUGAGGGGGAGAUUUGUUGGGGUAUCCCUCCUACAUGGAGGAAGGAGUUCCUAAACAAUAUACUUGGUGUUAAAAAUGUAAUUUGUUUAGAGGUGGAGUAGUAUAAUAAUAAUAAUAAUAUUUAUUAUUAUUAUUAUUAUAAAAGGAAAAAAAAAGAAAGGAAAUGUCAAAGUGGGGGCUGCCACUUAUCUUGAAAAGGCAGUAGCCUUUUUUUGGUGGCCGGUCACGAGCAGAAGAAAAGCAGCAGAAACAGAGAGGAAAAAUAGAGAGAGCCGAGAGAAGGAAGAAGAGAGAAAAAGAGAGGUGCAACCUGGUUUUGUGCUCCGAUCAACGACCAAACGAGCUCCGAUCGGGAUGAAAUUUUAGUAUGUUGUUCCUGAGAUCCUCUUCUUCAUAUCCAACGGUGGGAUUGUUGUUUUGACCUCUCGAUGUCGGUAAAAUCGCCUUUGUUUACUGCUGCGUUUUUAUUGGGGUUUUCUCACUUUUGAGUGAAGAUUAUUGUUGUUUGGUGUUCCAAGUUAUUACUUGAUGAUUGUGUGUACCUCUAAUUGAUUUAGAGAGGAUUCUUGGUGUACCCACUGAUUUUCUUGGUGAUUAGUGGAAAGCUUCGUGGUUUUCUCCCCGAUUUGGGGUUUUCCACGU